Prorocentrum cordatum is the source of this 569-nucleotide messenger RNA. The record is from the annotation of a GenBank genome assembly. NCBI's taxonomy places the organism in Eukaryota, Dinophyceae, Prorocentrales, Prorocentraceae.
AUGUUCCUGCUGAAGGUGACCGUGGGUUCCCUGCUCAUCCUGGCCUUCUUGAAGGCGGUGGUCCUGUUCUACCCGAUGGUCGUGCUCCACCGCCACCUGACGAACGUGCCCCUGAGCUACCUGAUCAAUGAGAUCACACUUGUGAACUCCUUGGAGAUGGUGAUCACCGAGCCUUGCCUGAUGUUGCAAAAUGUGGUCUUCCUGGAGCUCCAGAUCUACCUGACCGCGAGGGUCGUACGCUUCCAGAGCCUCCUGACCUUCAUCACGGCGGCGUCCCUGCGCUUGACGGCGGUGGUCCCGUUCAUCCCGAUGCUUGUGAACGUCUUGCAGCUGGUGAUCGUCGAACUUUUCCUGAGGAUGCCAAUUGUGGUCAUCGCGGGGCUCCAGUUCUACCUGAUAGUGAAGGGCGCCUGCUUCCAGAGCAUCCUGGUCUCCCUCACGAUGGUGGACCUGCGCAGCCUGCUCGUCAUGAGCUUCUGGAUGGUGGUGGUCGCGAGCAUCCCGACAGCAAAUCUCAAAAUGAUGGACGUCAUGUGGUACAUGGAGCGCCCUGGUGGUCUGCGCGCCAG